ACAAAUAACAGAACCUGAUGAAAUUAAGAAUAAGAUCCAUGAUAUUGUUCAAAAACAUGUAAAAUUAGCUGAUAAAAAUAAGUGGAUGGACAUCAAACUAAAUGAUCCAAAACUUAAAUUCGAGAUUCUACGAGAUUGUAUGUCUUUAACAAAUAGAAAUAUUCCAAACCUUGAACUUAAUCUUAUUGAAACGGUUGGUGAUGCUGUCAAGUUUUAUUUGGGUGAAGAGAAGAAAGACCCUCGAAUCGGUCACCCGGUGGCUGCUUGGUUCACGGAAAACGAAGAUAAAUUACCACCAAACAUGACUUUUAUUCCAUAUGUAAAAGAGAUUGGGGAAUACGCUCUUCAACACAGAGGUUAUUUCCCCGAUCCUGGUCCGUGGAAGAUUCCUCAAACUCGAAAUGUAGUCCUCCGGGAUACACUUGGAAUUGAUGCUCUUCCUCGACAACGUUUCAACAAGACAAAAAGAACUCCUUAUGUUCUUAAUAUUAUGGUUGUUGGCGAGAGUGGUCUUGGAAAAACUACUUUUAUGAAUACUCUAUUCAAUACACCUCUCAAAGAAGAAAUCCAUCCUAAAAAUCCCCAAUCCACACAAACUGUAGAAAUUAGUCCUGUACAUUAUGAAUUGGUUGAAGACGGUGUUACCCUUAAUCUUACCGUUGUUGACACACCUGGAUUUGGUGACCAACUUAAUCGUGAACACAACCUUGAUCCUAUUGUUGAGUAUAUUGAUAAUCAAUUUGAGGCUUACCAUACCGCUGAACGUAGUCCCGAAUUUAGACGUGCCAUUCCAGAUACUCGCAUACAUGCUCUUUUAUACUUCAUUCCACCAACUGGUCAUGCUCUUAAAGAACUUGAUAUUAAAUCUCUUCAAGUUUUAUCUGCUAAAGUAAACGUAAUUCCAGUUAUCGCAAAAGCUGAUACCCUCACACAAGAAGAGAAGGCUGCAUUUAAAAAAACUAUAUUAAGAGAUAUUGAAGCUAAUGAUAUUAGAAUUUUUCCAACUGCAUACCCGGAUGAUCGGGAAAGCGUUGAAGACCUUGAGGUACGAGGAAGAUCAUAUCGAUGGGGUAUUGUUGAAGUUGAAAACGAACAGCAUUGUGAUUUCAUCCAUCUCCGUGAACUUCUUAUGACACAUGCCCUUCAUGAUCUUCUUGAAACAAGUCAUACGGUGCAUUAUCAUAAUUAUCGUGCCCAAAAACUUCGUUCUAGUGGUCGUCCCGAAUCGAUCCUUGCUUGUGAUGAUUCUUAUGAACACAGAAUUGAAAGAAGUAAGCAAAGUAUGGCAGAAGACAUGAUCAAGAAAGAAGAGGAAAUGCGGCAAAACUUUGUAAUGAAGGUUAGAGAGAAAGAAUCAAACUUAAGGGAACGAGAAGAACAGCUCAACCAACGCCGACAGCAACUCAUGGCAGAAUUAGAAGAACAACGUUUGGCGCUCGCAGCAGAAGAGCGUGAAUUCCAAGAAUUAUAUAAUGCCAAUCGAAGCGCAAGGUGGCUAUCUGUUUUAUAA
Messenger RNA from Dentiscutata heterogama, 1510 nucleotides. NCBI's taxonomy places the organism in Eukaryota, Fungi, Glomeromycota, Glomeromycetes, Diversisporales, Gigasporaceae. The record is from the annotation of a GenBank genome assembly.